AUGAGAGCAGUCAAUAUGUUGGUGUCACCACUGAUGGCCUGGGCCAUCCUUACGCUUGGUGUUCACGCACAGUCGGACUCUGAAGCGGAAGAGACAAUCAGCGCUUCUACCACAGAAUCCUCACCUGCUACGACGAGGGCACCGAGCCGGAGCGUGGCGACCUCUUCCUCUAGCAGAGACCCUCAGACCAUCACCAUUGCCGUCGGCGCUUCUGGCCAUCGGUUCACAGAAGACGAGGUGACAGCAGAGAUUGGUGACACGAUCGCAAACCACUCAGUCAUCCGAGCCGAGUAUGGCUACCCUUGCACGCCGUAUGAAUACAUCGAUAUCGGCAGACAAGGGUUUUACAGUGGCCCUAAGCCUGUCGCUGCCAUCACCAAUGAUCCCCCACGGUACCAGGUCAAAAUCAAUGAUACGGAACCCAUAUUCUACUACUGUGGUGCACCUGGAUCUUGUUACCAGAAGCACAUGAUCGGGGUGAUCAAUCCUAACUCAACGUUCACGCUGGAAGGACAGCAAGACGCACUCGAGGGGUUGACGUACCAAAUCCUCCCUGGCGAACCGUUCCCCGGUGAAGAUGAUUCAAGCCCGCCGGGCACAUCGGGCACACCAUCACCCAACGGCAAUGAUUCUGGCGGAGCAUCUGGCUCCAACGAAAGCUCCGGUUCGGGUGGAGGAGGCUCGGAUCUCAGCGCUGGCGCCAUUGCAGGCAUAGUCAUCGGCGGCGUCGCCGUGCUCAUCAUUGGCGCGGCACUCAUUUGGUUCUGCGGCAGGCGCGGCGGCCUCGACAAGGCGCAACGACGAGACACUUAUCAAGCCCCCCCACCGCCUGUCAGUGAGGCUAACUUCAUGACAACACCAAAGAGCCCAGGGUCCGACAGCCGUUGGAGCGCGGCGCAAUGGAGCACGCAACCGCCGUCGUCUGAACCCUAUCGAGACCAGCACAGCCCGCCGGCCAUGAUGUCAAACAGUCCCGCCACCGUGGGCUCACAGCCGGCGCAUGGCUAUGGCUAUGGUGGGCACGGCAUGGAGAACCCGCACGCCUCGUAUAUGUCUGACCCGCGUAUGAGCCAACAGGGUUCACCGCCGCCCGGCAUGGUAUACUCACCCAGCUUCAACCAGCCUCCGAGCCAAGCCCCCGUGGAGCUGCCGACACCAGGAAACCCGACGAGCGCGCCACCCUCGUACCCUAACAAGCCCAUCUGA
Molecule: messenger RNA, 1206 nt
Organism: Verticillium nonalfalfae
Lineage: Eukaryota; Fungi; Ascomycota; Sordariomycetes; Glomerellales; Plectosphaerellaceae
Exons: 6
Coding region: 1-1206 (401 amino acids)
Source: RefSeq, a predicted model, not a curated record